AUGUUAACUCUAAAUAUAACUAACCAGACUGACGUGAAUUUGUCUGUAAUGAUUGACGCUGUGGAUCUGGAAAUGAAGUUUUCUGAAAGAAACAAAAUUCUGAUUAUCGUGCUUGUAUCGUUAUUCAUAAUUCUCACUGUUUCUGGUAAUUUUCUUGUGAUGUUAGCAUUCAUUGCAGACAAGAGGCUCAGAACUCAGAGUAACUUAUUCCUACUGAAUCUGGCAAUUUGUGAUUUCUUCAUUGGAGCUUUUUGUGCCCCUUUGUAUUUACCAUACCUAUUAACUGGAAAGUGGAUGCUCGGAAAGAUUGUCUGCAAAUUCUGGCUAAUAAGCGGUUAUACAAUGUGUGUGGCUUCAGUGUUUAAUAUUUUCCUUAUCAGCUAUGACAGAUAUCUUUCUGUAACCAAAGCAGUUCUUUAUCAUUACCAACAAAACAGGCACAGUCAGACUGUCCUUAAAAUGUCUGCUGUCUGGAUUCUAUCAUUCCUACUCUAUGGACCAGCUAUUCUGUUUUGGGAUAAAAUCUUUGGAGGAAAAAAUGUUCCUGAUAGUAUAUGUGAGGCUGAUUUUUUUGAUGUUUGGUAUUUUAAUUUUGGAACAUCUAUUUUUGAUUUUAUGCUUCCUCUGAUAGGAAUUUCAUACUUCAAUAUGAGCAUCUACUGGAACAUAAAAGAACGCAACAAAAAGAAAAGACAGUCUUCAACUCAUCAUUCUUUAAAAGAAAAGCAGAAGCGCCCAUACACCAUAACAACAAACACUCCUCAAUCUGUGUCUCUUGCUCUUGCUGUGCACUUGCCUCCCGAUGGACAAACAGAUAUUGCGCCCCUUGGGCUGGUGCACCUUAUGGUUGCAUGA
Pelobates fuscus (common spadefoot toad) is the source of this 855-nucleotide messenger RNA. RefSeq names its product histamine H3 receptor-like. Lineage: Eukaryota; Metazoa; Chordata; Amphibia; Anura; Pelobatidae. Gene Ontology annotation, biological process: chemical synaptic transmission; adenylate cyclase-inhibiting G protein-coupled acetylcholine receptor signaling pathway; G protein-coupled receptor signaling pathway, coupled to cyclic nucleotide second messenger. Bases 1 to 855 code for a protein of 284 amino acids. The record is from RefSeq and is a predicted model, not a curated record. The transcript is spliced from 4 exons. Gene Ontology annotation, cellular component: plasma membrane; synapse; dendrite. Gene Ontology annotation, molecular function: G protein-coupled acetylcholine receptor activity; histamine receptor activity; G protein-coupled serotonin receptor activity.